GUGUUGGGUUGACACACGGUCAGUUCAGUCACUCGAGGCAUCACACCACACAUCACACUCUCUUUUUCUCUCUCUUUCUGCCUCUCCUUCUGUCGCGUCGCACAAUCGCCGUUGCCUCCGCCUUCUACUAAUUUUUUUAUCCGCGUGAAUUGUUGAAGGAGGGAAAAAGGAGGUCCCACUCCAAGUCCUCGUUGAUCCACCAAGUCGAUCCAACGUAUUCCUAAGCACUGCCCUUUCAUACCUGCUUUCCUCUUCUGAGCGAUACGAUUUUUUAUCCGAGAAAUCAUCGGACAGCGAUACAACCGCAACUUGGUGCAUCGUCGCCGAGAAAGAUACUUCUCACCGACGUUAAAAGAAAUAAGAAGCAUCUUUGUAUACGUCGUGUUCAUCGUACACUAGUAGUCGUAAUCUUCGUCUCAUCUUUCACGCGUAAGGGCGUAUUCCUCCCCGUAUCUCUUGCCGUGCGGGCGCGCGAAUUACUUGAAUCUUCCCGAUACAUCAUCGGGGCACAGACCAACUAAUGUGCAACGAGAAUCAGGCCUUAGCUGCAGUCAAUUCUCUCCGGAAUAGUAAAUCCUUUUUGACUUAGACGGUUGCGCUUGUUGCUGAACAUCGAGGAUUAUCGUGAUACCGAAUUGAAACCAGAUUGAAUUAAUCGCCAACAAUCGGAGCUAAGAUUCGUUCUCGUUCGUCGCCCGUGAGGAGGAAAAAUGUCAGAAACAACCGGGAUCACGCAGGGGUUGGGCAAUCCUUACAAAAUAGUCGAUCAUACUAGGGAGCGAAGAAAGGGUAUCACCGCCUCGUCGCUGAAGGAGUUGACUAGUAUCGCACGCAAUCGCCUGGCACUACCGGUGGAUGCAGAUCUGACAAUCGUGCUCGAGCAAGAUGGAACGGAGGUAGAUGACGAGGAAUAUUUCGCCACGUUAGAAAGAAACACGAGCUUAAUGGUGCUGCACGGUGAUCAAAAAUGGAUUGCUGCGGGCAGCAGUAAGACGGCGUCUCGUUAUAUCGUUGUGGACGACGUGGAUAACAUCGAGGGUGGCUCGAGAGUCGACAAGAUUCGACGACGACGAUCACCCAUUGAACCUUUGGUAUCGUCGUUGCACGGCGAUCCGUCACAUAUCUCGCUACUGGGAGGAAACGAUUUGGAAUUACUCAGUGACAUGGAUCCUGACAGUUUAGCAGACAUAGUACCUGAUAGACUUUUCCUCGAACAGUUGAAGGAAGCUUCAGGUAGAUUCCUGGCGGAGAAACGGCAAGCGCAGGAAUCCAUGGCUCUCCUCCAGAUGUACGCAAGCGGUGGUGAGAUGGAGCGAGCGUAGGCCAUGUGGGGGGUGGGCGCCCUCACAUUGGCAAAUAUGUAUAGAGUGCGACGUCGCAUAUUCUAUAAAGGUCGCCAACUACAACAAACUCUAAUCCUAUUCUGGAAUUGAGCCCAUUGCUAUUUACACGAAUCGGCAGAAUAACCGAGAAUACGAGCUCAAGCUGAACGUAGCUGUGUCAGCGAGAAAGAUCUCACGUUAUCUCUCGCGUAAUGAGAAAUUCAAACGCAGAGACAAAGAACACUGUACAGAGACACGAAACACGGAGUAGUUUACAUUCGCUCGACGAUUUAGUAAUAUCAAUAAUAAUAAUAAUAAUAAUAAUAAUAAUAAUAAUAAUAAUGAUAGGUUCCGCGUCUUAUACAUAGAAAAAUAGAAGGUAGCUCUAAGUUUUUUGUAGAAUUUUUUUAAUCUACAUACGUACGAUUCAGUGGCACAACUGCUUUUGCAAUACUUUUGCAAUACUUUACAUUUUUAGUGAGCGUAUGGAAUUGCUUUAAUACAAUGUAAGAGGAUAUGAGAUACCUUAAUGUACCGGCUAAAUUAUACACGUGCAAUUUAGCUGCUAACUUGUCUUGAAUAAUACAUAAAUAGAAAAGCCGCGUGAGUAGAUGUCCCGGACGUGAAUAUUCCGUCGCGAUAUUGCCAUAUCAAGUCGUAGCAAAAUAUGUUUUGUUUAUGGGAUUUUGUACUUAGAUACGUCACACCGAUAUUUGGUUCAACGAAGAUCAAUGGAAUAUUUAAGACUGAAUUUAUAGGGAAAACGAAAACCACCCCCAUUGAGAUCACCAAUUCAUUGUACACUAACAUUAGCGACGUAAUAGCAACAAAAAAAAGUCGAUAUCAGCCCUUUGAUACCAAGCAAAAUUGUGCUAUUUGAUAAAAAAAAA
Messenger RNA from Pogonomyrmex barbatus (red harvester ant), 2212 nucleotides. RefSeq names its product DNA fragmentation factor subunit alpha. Gene Ontology annotation, biological process: apoptotic process; regulation of apoptotic process. Lineage: Eukaryota; Metazoa; Arthropoda; Insecta; Hymenoptera; Formicidae. The record is from RefSeq and is a predicted model, not a curated record.